Messenger RNA from Dibothriocephalus latus, 672 nucleotides. The record is from the annotation of a GenBank genome assembly. Lineage: Eukaryota; Metazoa; Platyhelminthes; Cestoda; Diphyllobothriidea; Diphyllobothriidae.
AUGCCCCGUCGCAGAGCAGCAACAGUUACUGAUACAGAAAAGGUCAAAGCUUUCGUGGAAAUCCUGUAUCGCGGUCGUUCAGCAGUUAGCUGUAACACUGGCGCUGAGCUGACGGCACUGCUAGCUACCUCCACCAACGACCGACGUCGCCUUCUUCUCCUGGAGGCGAAUGGUAAGAGUAUUCGUCUAAGGAAAACGAAGAAGAACGCGAAAGCACCCCUGGAGCCGGGUCGCGGCGGCCGAACAGUAAAACGCCUCAAAUUAGCAAAGUUAACGGACUGUCGUCAGUUGCAGGACACGGGCGCCUGGGGCGAGAACCUGCUCCUGCUGCAAUUCAGGACUGGCCGCAGUAGUAAACCAGCCAAGAAACCCGACGAGGUUGUGGUUUUGCGUUUUCAGGAUGACCAAAAAAUGGCGCAAUUCCAAAACAUGGUUCGUGGAGUCAGAGAGGUCAGUGGACCUGUCGACUCGCAACCACCCGCUGCCGAGGGGCCCGGACAGAAGGGGAAGGUGAAAUGGGGAAAAGCGGAAGAAACGAAGCCGGGGUCGGCUGUUUCCUUCCACGUCCACCUCUUCCACCUCCUCAUCUUCCUCUUCACUGACAAUUCCAUCACCCCCCAGCCCGUACGCGGAACCCAAAGUGGUAACUUGAUUAAUGUUAAACUAACCUGA